Molecule: messenger RNA, 375 nt
Organism: Phytophthora sojae
Lineage: Eukaryota; Oomycota; Peronosporomycetes; Peronosporales; Peronosporaceae
Exons: 2
Coding region: 1-375 (124 amino acids)
Source: RefSeq, a predicted model, not a curated record
AUGCGCUCAUACCUCACUCUUUUGAUGGCGAUGGUCGUAUUUUCGCUGUGCGAUACCAGCGAUUCGGGCUGCGCUAGUGCCAAGCGAGUCAGUGUCAACCUGGAUCCUGUGGUGGCGGAGAAGAAUUGGGGCAACCGUCGAUUUUGGAAGGGUGGCAAGUCGCUGCGGGAUUUUAUGAAGAAGGGCCGCGUUAACAGCAAGCAGCUCGAGUUGGUGAAGACCAACCCAAGUGCGGUGAAGCAGUUCGAAGGGAUCAAGAAGAAUCCGUCCUUCAGCAGCAUCAAGUCCUCUGUCGAGAUCUCAAGGCCCAAGCCUGUCAUUCGUCAAGAAAUCUACCAUGGAAAAAUUGAAGACCAUCGAGAAAGAGAACCUUGA